CUCUGUUCUAAGCGUUGUUCAAAACCACACUCAUCCUGCUGGUGCGUGACUUUGAUUCAGUUCUGGUUUUGGAUUUUCGAUUUUCAACGGCGCAAGACUGUAGUUACACACAAUCUAUUCUUUUGUUCUUUCUUGGCUCGGAACUAAGUUUUAUUAGGUGAUAACCACUAUUGUAACAAACUAUAAGAGGAUGAAAUACAACGACCAAAACUCACCUACUAGCUAGCGUAGAUGAAGAACAAGUCCCUAUAAUAGUUGUGCAGCUCCUCCUGUGGUGUAGUUUCGUAUAUUCUUUUGUAUCAGAAGAUAUUAUCUCUUGAUGUGUUGCAAGUAAUACCUCGAACGCUCACCCCCUCAUAGGUGAGCCAACUCCUAUCCUAUCCAGUACCUCGUAUAAGAAAAUUGUCUCUCUGGAGUGAGCAUCAAGCAUGGGUUUCUUUUCUGUUUUUUCCCGGUUUUGGAUCGUAUUGUUAACAACUAUCAUUUUUUCGAUCGAUCCAGUGCAUUGUCGUUCCUUUCUGCAUCGGACCGCUACGGCCACGCGACAGCAUGCUAUCGCAAAAGCAGCAGGCAUUGGCACUGCCACUCGAGGCGGCAAUGGGCGCGCAUCCACUUACUUCGCUGGUCCUCCGGAAUCCACCAGAAGUAGGCCAAUGCUGCUAUCUGGGACACGAGGACCCUCAAGAGUGCCAGCUUCACCGAUGCUGUGGCAGAGGCGUUUUCUCUUCGGCGAGCCCGUAAGCGGUUGGACAUGCUACGAUGCGGAAGAGGAGCGCGGAAUAUCGUCUACUUGCAGCAGUUUACGUUCAGCAGUAGCCCCCAAGGCGAAUCAGGAGACACCGUUUGCAGUUGCAGCAUGUCGAUGGGGCAACGUUGGGAAUUUCGAUGUUCCUCAGGACGAGAAUAAGCGAGCGCCUGACGAUUUAAAGUUUUUGCGCGGAUUCGCCAGGAUACGCGAGAGCUACAACGACGAUGCGGAAGCGCGGAGAUUUGGCCAUGACAUCGUCAGUAAACCACCAAGUACGUUAUGGGGGAAGACGAAGAAAAUGAAUGUAGUGGACAAACAAGAAAUGAAUUGUUAUAAUGGUGUAUCUUCAACAUCAACUUUGGGUUCGCCGAUGACGAGUAGGAGUAUGACAAGGAAAUCAAGUAACCAAGAUGACGCUUUUGAAGAGAAUGAACAAGAAGCUGUUACAGGGAAGGAGAGCGUCACGCGAUGGUGGUUGGAACAUAUCAAGAAGCGUUUGCUAAAACAAGAAGCGACAGG
Molecule: messenger RNA, 1267 nt
Organism: Amoebophrya sp. A25
Lineage: Eukaryota; Dinophyceae; Syndiniales; Amoebophryaceae
Source: the annotation of a GenBank genome assembly